CUUUCCAUUAAUGUUACACUAUAUCACAUGAAAAUCGAAGUUGCCAAGACAAUGUCGUCAGUCCGUACCUACCCAUGUUCCAAUCCAACUCCACCUCUCGACGUCCGACAUGCACCUCUUCAAGCAACUCGCCCAAUAAUCUCACUGACCAAAUAUCCAAUCGAAUCCAUAUCUCCCAAGCAUAACCCUCCAACCUCACGAUCUUCACCAUGGCCGACGCCAACGCCAACGCCAAGGUCAAAAUCGAAGAGCUCACCUUCAAGCUCCAAGACGACCACCCUGUCUACAUGAAGAAGUGGACUCCAGCCACCUCGGCUCCUCUCGCAAAGCUCGUCUUCAUCCACGGCUACGACGACCACAUCAACCGCUACUUCGAGCUCUUCCCCACCCUUGCCUCCCGCGGCAUCGCCGUCACAGCCUGGGACCAGCGCGGCUGGGGCCGCACCGUGCAACACACCUCUGACCGCGGCCUCACCGGCCCUACAACCCUCGUCAUCGCUGACAUCGCGCAUGUCGUCAAAUCCGAACUCGUGGAUGCUGAGGCCGCGUCGAUCCCUCUGUUUGUGAUGGGCCACUCCAUGGGCGGCGCCGAGGCGCUGACCUUCGCGUCUGAGCCGUCGUAUGCGGACCUCGCGCCGCGCAUCCGCGGGUGGUUGCUUGAGAGCCCGCAUAUCGAGAUGGCGCCUGGUAGCCAGCCAUCGUCGCUCAAGAUCAUGGCAGGGCGGCUUGCGGGGAGACUACUGCCGAAAUUCCAGCUGAAGAAUAAGCUCCCAGCUAAGGAGCUGACGCGUGAUCCGGAGGUGAUGAAGAGUCUCACGGAGGAUCCGCUACUGUGGUCUACGGGGACGUUGGAGGGGCUUGCGGGACUACUGGACCGGGCGGCCGAUUUGUCGGCGGGGAAGAGGACGUUGAAUCCUGGUGUUAAGAGCUUGUGGCUUGCUCACGGGACGAUUGAUGGUGGGACUAGCUACCUGGCUAGCAAGAAGUGGUUUGAGUCGUCCACUAGCAAUGUGCCGGACAAGGAGCACAAGACUUAUGAGGGGUGGCAGCAUCAGCUGCAUGCGGAUUUGCCGGAGACGAGGCCGGUGUUUGCAAAGGAUGUUGGGGAUUGGAUUUUGGCUAGGGUGGAGGCGCUAAAGAACACUGCGGAGCCGCAGGCUGCUGCUGAAGCUGCUGUGGAGGAGAGUAGUGCUGCGGCACCUGCUGCUGCAGAGACUACAGAGGGUAGCGCGAAGGGGGCUGCGAGGUUGUAAUAUACCCAUACGUUCUUGCUACUUGGUGGGU
This is a messenger RNA of Pseudogymnoascus destructans, 1284 nucleotides long. RefSeq lists its product as uncharacterized. Gene Ontology annotation, molecular function: lipase activity. The record is from RefSeq and is a predicted model, not a curated record. Gene Ontology annotation, cellular component: membrane. Lineage: Eukaryota; Fungi; Ascomycota; Leotiomycetes; Thelebolales; Thelebolaceae. Bases 210 to 1253 code for a protein of 347 amino acids. The transcript has a single exon.